This is a messenger RNA of Drosophila ananassae, 1141 nucleotides long. RefSeq lists its product as uncharacterized. NCBI's taxonomy places the organism in Eukaryota, Metazoa, Arthropoda, Insecta, Diptera, Drosophilidae. The record is from RefSeq and is a predicted model, not a curated record. The coding region runs from base 97 to 549 and encodes 150 amino acids. The transcript is spliced from 2 exons.
GCAGCCUUGAGCCCCCCACUCAUCAGAAACACUUGCUCCCAGCUGGGUCUGGGUAAUGAGAUCACUUCUGGGACUCUGCCUCUGAUUGGAAAGCCGAUGACACCGACUCGUCGUCCGCGGCCCAUGAGCCCACGCACCGUGCUCCGGAGACGGCAUGUGGUGGGCAGGCCCUACCUGGUGGCCCCCCUGCCGUACCUCAACUUCCUGCGCCACCUCAAGCACAACGUCUUCAGGCGCUACGGGAUGCGCCGACUGCUCCAGGAGGCUCCUCCCUACUGGGAUGCCCUGACCACCGCCCAGAAGCAGAGUUUCACGCCAGCACGAGUCAUGGCUCGGAUGGCGCGCCAGGACAAGCAGGAUCGGGCCAGGCGUCUGCUCCGGCGCAGUCGGCAGGGCCAGACCGGCCGGGGAUCGGUCCAGGUGCGACGACCCAUCUACGACAAGCGUCCAGUGCCGGUCCAGAGGCGCAGAAAGCGGCCCAAGCCCAAGCCCAAGUCCACAAAAAAAGACAAAGACACGAAAGAGGGGAAGUCAGGGCAGGGGAAGUAGGUGUGAGGUGUGGUGUGGAGCUGGAAGACCUCAAUACCCAGAGACACACUUAAGAACCAGUAACCAGUGACUAGUAGUGCCCACUGCCCACUGCCCACUGCCCAGUUCUCUUUCUUGUUCCCCCUCUGGACUAGACUGGUCAGUAAUUAGCUGGUAAUGUGAGCCGCCCCAGGUCGUGUCACAGAACCCUGCUUAGUCUUCCAGCUCGAGGGGGCGGGUCACUGGGGGUCAUAACCGAUUUUGAACAGCGCCACCUGAACUCUACUGUCUUGCAUAACUGGUGCGUGGGCCGGCCGGCCACUCUCUGAAUGAAUCUGCCAACAAGCACUCUGUCACCGUCAAGACUUUCACUUUUUUUUUAUUUUUGCAUUCCGUCCAGGGGGGGCACUCACUCCCUCGCUCUUCCCCCCGAAGAGUAGCUACUUCCGGUUGUGUUCCUCCCUGCCCUGGACUGGUUUUUAACCUUUUUUUUGGUCUAUUUUUUACAAAAAGUGCUCAAAAUUGUUUGUUUUGGCUUUUUAGGCAUUAAUGACGUCAUCUUUCGCACUUAAAACGAGACUUUUUUGGGCAGUGGAGUUGGCAUUUCAGAGAA